AUGUCGCUGGACGCGCUGCGGGUGGCCAACCGCGCCAUGGAGGCCUACCUGAUGCGCCUGGUGCAGCAGCGCGACAAGCUGAAGUCUGUCGCCAGGCUCGCGGAGGAGUGCGACUCCUACUUGGUGCUCGGCCUGGACGGCCCGAACGCCACCGCGGAGGAGGUCAAGAAGGCGUACCGGGAGCUCGCUAGGAGAGAGCACCCGGACAAGGCGGGCGUCGGUAACAAGGAGCGCUUCCAGGAGAUACAGCAGGCCUACUCCGCCGUGCUGCGCCACCGGCGGGGGCCCGCCGCGCCCGCGGACCCGCCUGGCGCGCCCGCGCGCCCGGAGCCUCGGCCGCUCGGUACCGCCGCCGGCGGUGAGCCGCCGACGGGGCACCCCGUCGGCCAGGCGGCGCGGGACGCCGCCGAGCAGGCGCAGGUUGCGCAGGAGGCCGCGGCGGCCGCAGGCGCCAUGGCGCGCGAGGCGUUCGUGCUGAACGCUCGCGCGGCCGAGGCGCGGACGUCCCAGAAGAAGUCGGCCGUCCGGGAGCUGCCAGGCAUCGCCUUCCUCGCCGCGCCCCUGCUGGGCACGUGCGUCGCGAGCCUCCGGGCCAUCUCGUCUGCCCUGGCCUGCGUCUCCAAGGGCGCGGAGGCCGCCGUGAACGACUACGGAGAGUGGGUCGAGUACGCGAUGGCCGGGGCGGGCCUGCGCGAGCGGGCAGAGGUUCUGGGCGAGACCGGCCAGGCAUGUUUGAGUUCGGCAGAGCAGAUCGAGAAGAUGAACGAGUCCGACGUUGCUCUUUUCCGGAAGUUCGACCCGAGCAGGGAGGAGCGGGGCGAGCCCGCGGUCCACGACCUGCGGCUCCUGAGCGAGACGCUGGCGCGCAUCGCCAGGGUCUGCCGGUGUGCCGCCGAGGAGGCCGUCGCGGCCGCCUGCAGCGCGCUCGCCAUCAGCUGCAGCCUGGUCGUGCUUGACCGAAAGUUCAGCGAGGAGAAGUCGCAGGACUGA
Molecule: messenger RNA, 990 nt
Organism: Prorocentrum cordatum
Lineage: Eukaryota; Dinophyceae; Prorocentrales; Prorocentraceae
Source: the annotation of a GenBank genome assembly